CAUGGUUUUCUGAUUGUUACAGAUGGAACAAUCACAAAGUAACCCACAGCCACAAAAUAAUGCUGUUCAAGAUUCUCAAACUGGUUCAUCCAGAGGUAAAUCUGAUCCAGCUUGGCAAUAUUUUACAGUGAAGUAUGACAAAAAUAACAAGGCUCAAUAUACAUGUAUUUUCUGCUUGAAUACUUACAAUGGAGGGGGGAUAUAUUCAAAGAGGAGGAACCGAUUAGAGCAUCAAAGGCUAAGUGACAUUGUUUAUGUCACUUAUAAUCUACGCCUUCAAUCUAUAAUGCAUCGCAAGAAGAAUUAUGAUUCAAUUGACAUUCAAAGCAUUGACACAGUAGAUUUUUUGGUAAUGCCGGAUGAAAAUGAUCCUGAAUUUACUAAUGGAGACAUCGAAGGCAUUGAAAAUUUAAUUUAUACGGAUAAUGCUAUGCCUUCAUAUCCUAAAGGUGAUUGAAAUAGCAAAACUUGUUUCAUU
This is a messenger RNA of Arachis ipaensis, 478 nucleotides long. Lineage: Eukaryota; Viridiplantae; Streptophyta; Magnoliopsida; Fabales; Fabaceae. The record is from RefSeq and is a predicted model, not a curated record.